CAUUUCUGAAUUUCAAUAUAAUAUUAUAAUCUUAACUUUGUAUUAUGAACUAUGAAGUAUUUGUAUAAUCGCGUUUCGUUUUAUCAUUAGGAUUAAAUACAUUUUAAUAAACAUUUUUGAGUUGCGCAGACGUUUGCACUCUUAUAUAAUAAUUUAGUAAAAUGUCUAAGACCUUGAGGUUUUUGUCUCAGCUCUCAUCAACCGUUCAAACUGGAUUACGAUCUUCAGUUUUGACUUUGAACAAAUAUUCGAUUCGAAGUAUCUACUAUCAAUGUCGACAGCCGAUUUUGGCAAACAAAUUUUUAUGUGUCAACAUGGACAGACGUUACAAACGUACAAAGAAAGAAAAUGAUCGAGAUUCUGAUGAUGAAUUUGAUUUAGAAAUGGAUGAAUCCAGUCAACUGAUUAAAUUUAGAACUAGUACAAUGAGAAUGGAUACUGUCCUAAAACAUGCACUAGGAAAGUCUAGAAAUAAAAUUGAAGUAGCUUUUUAUGAAAGUCGUAUCCGUGUAAAUGGAGAAAAAGUACAGAAGAAAAGCCAUGCAAUAGAAGUAGGUGAUGAGGUGGAUCUGGUCAAAGGUCCUAGUCCAAAUAAUCCAGAUUUUCUUUUAGUAUCAAGAGUAGAAGUUUUGUCUGCCAAAUUAGAUGGAGAUGAAUUAGAAGUGAAAUUAAAAAAGUACAAGAGCCUUUUGAUAAAUAAUUAUGAAAAUAAAUGGAAACCACAAUCAUAAAAAUAUGUUGUACGUUUAGAUAAGAUAAUUUUAUUUAAAUACUUUAUUCAUAGAAAGUCACAAUUUUAAAUUAUAUUUCAAGCGUUCAAAAAUGUGUAAAAAAAUGUAUUAUAUUAUAUGUUUAUAUUGAAAGUGUUUAAAGAUAAAAUGUAUUUAAUUAGUCUAUAAAUACUAAUGUGAAUACUCUAAUAAUCAUAGAUAAGCCACUUAUUAACUGUGUAGUAAAUGUAUGCUACACGCCUAUACCAGAUAUAUGAGGAAUUUGACUAUAGCUUAGAUCAGUGUUUCUCAACCUUUGUAUUAUGGUGACACACUAUUCAAAAUAUUCAUACUUUAUGACACACAAUAAAAAAAAAAUAAGAAUAAUACUUAUUAAUUUUUGUAAAUAUAGUGUCAACAAAAUUUGUGUAUUUAAUAUUAGUCCUUCCCGCGGCACGUUUGGACUUCCCCAGCAACAGACUGGUCGAGAAACACUGGCUUAGAUGUAUACUGUGCAAGUAAUGGGGAUCACAUUGAGCAUUUGUAAACAUUGCAACAAAAACUUGAUAUAAUUGUUAACCUCAUUUGUAAUUACUAAAGUUUCACAGUAACUAUGACUUUUUGAAAUUUGAUUAAAUAUUUUGAAACAUCCUGUGGCCAGUUGUAUUAUAUGCAAUAAUAUACAUAAUAUAAAAUUAUAC
Molecule: messenger RNA, 1411 nt
Organism: Rhopalosiphum maidis (corn leaf aphid)
Lineage: Eukaryota; Metazoa; Arthropoda; Insecta; Hemiptera; Aphididae
Exons: 3
Coding region: 162-731 (189 amino acids)
Molecular function (GO): RNA binding
Source: RefSeq, a predicted model, not a curated record